GACUGCCGGACUCCUCCCGGGAGGGCCGGCUCUGCGCUCCUGGGCCUGCCAGCUGUGGAGAACCCGCGGGAACUGCGCAUGGAACCUCCGGGCCCGCAGGUGCGGUCGCUGGGAGGCGCCGCGGAGGUCCAGAUGUGCCAAGCCAUCUUCCCUUCCCACGCUAACCACCGUGGGGAACUGAGCGCCGGCCAGCUGCUCAAGUGGAUUGACACCACUGCCUGCCUGGCAGCUGAAAAGCAUGCUGGAGUCUCCUGUGUAACAGCAUCAAUGGAUGACAUACAGUUUGAAGAAACAGCCAGGGUUGGACAGAUUAUCAUUAUCAAAGCUAAAGUCAUCAGAGCAUUCACCACCAGCAUGGAGAUUGGCAUUAAAGUCAUAGUACAAGAUACACUUACCAGAUCUCAAAAACUUGUUAGUGUGGCAUUUUCUACGUUUGUUGCUAAACCGGUUGGAAAAGAAAAGAUUUGUUUAAAGCCAGUCACCCUUCUGACAGAACAAGAUCAAGUGGAGCAUGAUCUGGCUUCAGAGAGACGAAAAGUAAGACUUCAGCAUAUGGACACCUUCCAAAGCUUGAUGAAGGAGAACAGCAAGUUUGAUGAUGCCAUCUGUGAACAAGAGGAUGGUAUGAUUUCAACUGGUGAUACCUGGGUACAGAGCAUUGAACUUGUCCUCCCACCACAUGCAAAUCAUCAUGGAAAUACAUUUGGGGGCCAGAUUAUGGCUUGGAUGGAGACAGUGGCUAACAUUUCAGCAAGCCGCCUCUGUAGCUCACAUCCCAUUCUAAAGUCAGUGGACAUGUUUAAAUUUUGGGGACCAUCUACCAUUGGUGAUCGCCUUGUCUUCAAUGCCAUUGUGAAUAAUACUUUUCAGAACUGGGUUGAAGUUGGGGUUCGUGUUGAGGCUUACAACUGUGAUGAAUGGUCUAAAGGCCAAGGGCGACAUAUCAACAGUGCUUUUCUCAUUUAUUAUGCUAUUGAUAAUAAUGAAGAACUCAUCAUUUUCCCUAGAGUCAAGCCUAUUUCAAAGGAUGAUGUUAGAAGAUAUCAUGGGGCUAUUAUACGUAAGAGAAUACGACUUGGCAGGAGAUACGUUAUUUCUCACAAAGAAGAUAUUCCACUUUGUGUUCACUGGGAUACAAACAACCAGGCAUAUUUGAGUCACAGCAAUGUGGAUGCUCUCAAAGCCCUGGCAGCCAAAAGUGGUUGGGAGAUCACAAGUGCUGUGGGAAAGGUCAAAAUGCAUACCUUGGAGGAGAGAGAUGUUUUGUCAGUGUGGGUAGAAAAGCAAGUAGGGAGACCAGCUAAAUUAGCUUUUAGCCUCCUGUCUGACUUCACGAAGCGGCCUCAGUGGGACCCUCAUUACUUGUCUUGUAAGGUCAUAGAUUGGGUGAGCGAUGAUGACACAAUAUAUUAUAUCACCUGUCCAAAAGUGAGUAGCAGUAAACCCAUAGAUUUGGUUGUCCUUGUAUCACGAAGAAAACCUGUCAAAGAUAGUAACACUUACGUAGUAGCAAUGAAGUCCGUCACCCUGGCUUCGGUCCCACCUUCUCCACAGUACAACAGAAGUGAGAUCACGUGUGCGGGAUUCCUGAUACAGGCUGUUGACAGCAGCUCCUGCACGGUAUCAUACCUGAUCCAAAUUUCUUCUAGCACUCUGCCUUAUUUUGCUGGAAAUAUUGGUGGCUGGUCAAGGUCCAUUGAAGAAACAGCUGCUUCAUGUAUCCAGUUCAUAGAAGAAACUAAUGACACAUUUAUGAACAAAUAAUAUUUUAAAUAGUACAGCUCUCAGUGGUGUGUUUGUGGAUUGUAGAUUGUGUGGAUUACUUGAAGCAGUGUUUUUAUUCCAAGUCCACUUUUUUCUGAUAUCUAAUAGGCUUGUGGACCAAGGAACUAACUUUUUAUUAGCCUAAAUAACAUGGAAUCAGGGAGAUAUUGAAGAAAAUCAUAAAAUUCAUUCCUAGUACUUCAGGGAUCAGUGAUUUUGUGGGUGUGAGCCUUUCUUUCACCUGUAUCAAUCACAACCACCCCCAUCUUACCAGAUGGUUUGAUGAACUGCUGUGGCCAAGCCCCUAGCGAGGAGUCUUUCUAACCUUAGCUGUUCCAGUGUUGGAUGACAGAUGCACCAUCUUUCCAUAGGUUCAUACUGAAAGAUUUUACAGCUUACAAAGAGUGGCCAAAGCGUGGUAUCUGCUGAUACAGCCCUCUAAAAUCUAGGCUCACUUUAGUAUCACAGUGAAGCACCAGAGUGGAUCUUUAGUGGAGUGUACCUUACAAGGUCAGGUUUAAAUGAUUAUUUAUUUGUACACUGUACUAGAUCCAUCAUGCUUCCCUCUGGUGACUUGGAUAACUGAAAGUUGACUGUUAUGUAGUAUUAUAUAUAUGUUAUGUAAAUUGAUAUAGAAUCAGAAAAGGUGCUCUUAAAUUUUUUUUUAAAGAACUAAAUGGUUGUAAUAGUGUGACUGGUGAGCAAUUUACAUCUUUGGAAAACUUAAAAUGAAGACUGGUUAGAAACUGAAUAGUUGAUUAAUAGGAUGACAUUGUUUCAUGGGAACAGCAGGUGCCUGUAUGUCAGAAGCAUCUGACAAGAUGUAUUACACUUUUAAAGCUUGAAAUUAGGAGGACAUUAAAACAUAAUGGAAUUCAAUCAAUUUCAGUAAUAGGAACUACUUACUGGUGUCAUUUAAUAUAUAUUCAAGGUGGCUGAUCAAUUUAGUAUCUAUUGCUAUAUAUACAUGUAAAGUACCUGCAAAAUGUGAUAUCGAGGGGUAAAAGAACAUUAAGUGAACUCUUCUUUCAGAACUAUUAUAUUAGCACUUUAUUCUUUGACAUUCAUUCUUCUAGUCUAGUUAUCUAUGAAUUGGAUAGGUCCUAAAGGCAAAUCAGCCCUUUCUAGGUGAGUCUCCUCUUUGGGAGAAUUUUUCUGCAGUCUAAAUCAGGGUUUCUUAAACUUUCCCCCCUCACAACCCCUUUUUACACAAGAGACUUUUAUGUGAUCCUACGUAUAUAGGCACAUAGAUAUACAAAUCACAAUUUAAUGAUAACAAAUUAUGAUCCCCACAUUCAUUUAUGAGACUCCAUAUUAGGUCAUGAACCACAGUUUACAAAGGUGAGAUCUAAAGAACCAUUUACUUGAGGUUUCUCAAGUUCUUAUUGAAGUCAGGACCCUCUCUUUAGUAUUCUGCCACUGUUGGCUACCCCUUCAAAUUCUCCACCCCCUCACACCUUUCCAAUAUAUUGGAAAGGUAAACAACUUCUAAUUUUUUUUAAAUUUUCCCUCGGUAUGUCCUAAACAGGGCUUUUAUAAAUAAAGUCUAUGAUUAUCCAGAGCUAUUUUUCUGGAUUUAUUAAAAAUGGAAUAAUGACCAUAAAGAUUAAAAUCAUUGUAUAUGUAUUAAAUUCAGGAGAAAAACAGAAAAUAAGAAAUGAUUUAUAUAGAAAUAUAAACUGAAAAUAACUGAAAUUUUUUUUUCCAAAAAUCUCAACGGCUUUUUAGAUUGCUUUUUGAUAAUAGGGAAAAAUGUAAGCUUAACAAUACAAGGGCAGUUAGACCACAAAUUUAUAUUGCAGUAUUUUUUUUAGCCCUCUCAUACUGUCAGAUGGCCCAUACAACUGAGAUUUCCAAAUACUGUCUGCUUGCCCUUAACAACAAUAUGGUGUUUGGGUUUGCACCUUCUGAAGCCUUUUUAAGACUGUAAAAGUUUGGUUAGUUGUACAGUGUGAGUCCAGCUUGAUAUUUCUCAGAUGUAAAGAUGCUGUCAAUUCUAGCCUUUAAUGUAGUCCUUAACAACAAAGGAUGGCUCCCUCCUUGUGAUUUUGAGGCCAAAUCAGAAUCCUUCCAGGCAUUCUGAUCCUAAGUUCCUCACGUCCCAGACUGAAAGAAUUCUUUCUAGUUUUCUUUUUAGCCCCAAAUAGUGAAAACUAAUUUUUUAUUCUUUCUAAAAGGCUUUAUGUUUAUACCUCCAACUGGAUCCUUCUCAGAAAGGGUCAGGAGGGACUUACACUGAGUCUCACUUUUUAACAUCAUUCGGGUUUAUUAAACCAUAACCUAAGCUGCCUAAUUUAGGACCUCGUUGAAAAUUAGAACAAAGCAUUGUUCUUUUAGGAUUCUUGGGCUUAUAAUUAUGGUAGUAACUUUAGUCACUGUAGUUUUAAAGAAACCCAGCAGAGAUAAGUGACAGUGACCACUGAAGGAGCCUUAUUUUAAAUAUGCUCAAGAUGCCUUGUUUCAUAUGGUCUUAAAACAGUAUUAUUAAAAUUUAGUAAGUCAUAGUAGUGGUAUAAUUCAACAACAGCUCUAACCUUCACAUGUUCUUUUCAUUGGUGCAUGCUUAAACUCUCUGCCACCUCCACCCCAAAGUCCAUAGUCUUGAGCAGACAAUACAGCUCAAUUGGCAGUUUAGCUGCCCAUCGCUGGUCCCCAAUGAAACUCAAAAGGGCAGUUGCAAGUCCUGAAGUUACAAGUUAUUACUUUUUAGAUUUCAGACAGCAGAAGUCCUUGAUUUAAUGUCCUCUCCAAAUUAUUAGGGACUUUGCUAACCUGUCAUUAAAAGCUUUUUGCACGAGGCAUGUCAUUUUUGGUAUUUCUUCUUAGUUCUUAAAGCAACCAAACUUUCUGAUCUUCUGGACACCAAAUUCCUCUACUUUUGGCCAAGCGGACUACGUUGCUAUGGCCUGGUACUCUUGAUGUAUGUUUUCUGGGUCUCCUGGAUGUUGUUGCCUAAUACCUGCUUGUGCCAGAACUGAUGAUCUGGUUAGUGCCUUUUGUUUACUACCUCACUUUGCAAUGCAAACAGGGAUGAAAAUUAUGAUUUCAAAAAAUCUGAUUCUCAACAUAAUACAUAGUUGAUUCUUAACUAUGUGUUAUGUGUCCCUAACUAUGGCAGAUAAGAGAAGUAUGGUUUAUAUUUUUUACAUGCAUUCAAUGACUUUUGUCCAAAGCAAUAAAUAAAUGUAUUCAUAUAUUGCUUGAUACCUACAGCCAUA
Messenger RNA from Antechinus flavipes (yellow-footed antechinus), 4982 nucleotides. RefSeq names its product acyl-CoA thioesterase 12 (gene ACOT12). Gene Ontology annotation, cellular component: extracellular exosome. Lineage: Eukaryota; Metazoa; Chordata; Mammalia; Dasyuromorphia; Dasyuridae. The transcript has 15 exons. The record is from RefSeq and is a predicted model, not a curated record. Bases 79 to 1764 code for a protein of 561 amino acids. Gene Ontology annotation, molecular function: lipid binding; acetyl-CoA hydrolase activity.